CAUUUGAGAAGCAGCCAGACUGCGCUUCACAGAGGAGCCUACUUGACACGUCCGCCGCGGCCAAGACAUCUCCAUCACCGCUGUCUGGACACAUUCUAGGAAAGUAGGCUAGAGGGCACCAGCGGAGAUUACGGGGGAAACGGAGGUGCGCCCAUCAAAGAAGCUGUGUCUACGGAGCAGAGCAAUCAUUUCUGUUUAAUAACUAUCAAAUAUCACAUUACGCUGGCAGUAAGGUGACCUGAUGAAAGACUAAAGGCUUAGCCUAUACACUGUAACUUUUAUUAAGUUUCAUACAGCCUUGUUUUCUUUUCAUUCAUUUAUAAGAGCAUCGGCUGCUGAAAAAGCAAGUAGCCUAAUUCACGUGAAUAUCCGGUUGGGAUUAGUUUAUUAAGGGAGGACGCGUAACCAACCAUCUCUUCUCUCCCGUGAAACACGCCUGGCGAUGCUGACUGGUCUCUCUCUCCGCCCCGAGUCCUAAAGGGAAUUCGCUCCGUUUCUCAAGGGGCAGUCGACAUUCGCCGUCCCCUGUUGAAUGAUACACGCUCGAAAUGAAAAGUUUCCUCGGCAUCUCUCAGAUCUUCGCGACUCUGCUGUUCAACUUCUCACCUGUCCAGGCCUCUACCUCCCUCAGCAAAGCCCAGAGUAAAGUGAUGGCGCCGCUGCUGUUCCACGAGGUGUGGGGGCGGAGCCUGUGCCGAGCGCUGGAGCGCAUGGUGGAGGUGGCGCAGGAGUACCCUGGCGUGGUCGAGUACGUCUUCAGCCCCGGCUGCGUUCUCCUGAGUCGCUGCUCGGGUUGCUGUAGCGACGAGAACCUGGAGUGCUACCCCACUCUCACCCAUAACGUCACCAUGCAGCUCCUGCGGAUAACUCCCUCGGAGAAGACCAGGAGCUACGUGGAGCUGAGCUUCAUGGAGCACGACACCUGUGAAUGCAGGCCAAAGAGGAGUUAUUUGACCAACAAGAGUGGACGCAGGCUUGGCGGACGAGCCAGGAGGAGAAAAGACAGGAAACGGGGGAGAAACUGUGGCAAGUGUGUUCACCCACGCAGCCUCUAGACCUCUGCUUCCCUCGAGGCAGCGCCCGCAUUCCUCCUUCCUCGGACUGACCGCCGCCGGCCUUGGCACCGUGACAACCCCAUGCCCACGAUGACAUCAUAUGUACACUAACUUCAAUGAACAGCACGCCUGGUCCAUCUGCACACGUGCACGCAGGCAUCCGGAACACCAGUGACAUCAUCACCUUAACAUCUCAGAUUAUUCUAUUGAACAGCUCCAGGCUCUGACUGGGUGGGGGCCAGAUAUGGGCCACAUAUGGGCCACAAGUCAGCCAGUUACCAUCUAGAUCAUCCUGCCACUUGAAACAUUCACACAGAAUGAGUUUCUCAGACACCUUUGGGACCGAUUUCACCUUAACCAGAUGCACUUCACAGCUCAUUUGAUAGACUAUGACCCCAUCCUCAUACUGCAUCCCUGUGUCGACUGAGCGACAUAAGAGAAGUAGCCAACUGUAUCGGACAGGUGUAGGUUCUGUGGGUGUCUAGGCUACCUGUUGUGGACCACAGCAGCUGAAAGAUAUCCCUUUAUAGGCUACAGCCAAGGACACACAAUACCUUUAUCCCCGCAGACAGAUCGUCUGCCAGCAUACUAAACACUAAACUCUGUGUGUGGGUUGGACCCAAGGGGAUGUCUGCUUACGGGGAGUGGAUGAAAUAACACCAAUGCGGAGGGCUGGCCUGUCUGAAAAUUAAUAUUGUGUAAAUAAAGUAUGUUCAGUUGUUGAUGACGUUUCUUGUUGAGUGAUGGACUUGUAAAUAUGUCCUAAUGUGUUAUUAAAUGUA
Sardina pilchardus (European sardine) is the source of this 1837-nucleotide messenger RNA. It is a transcript of the gene pgfb, whose product is annotated as placental growth factor b. Lineage: Eukaryota; Metazoa; Chordata; Actinopteri; Clupeiformes; Clupeidae. Gene Ontology annotation, molecular function: growth factor activity; vascular endothelial growth factor receptor binding; chemoattractant activity. The record is from RefSeq and is a predicted model, not a curated record. The transcript has 7 exons. Gene Ontology annotation, cellular component: membrane. Bases 549 to 1055 code for a protein of 168 amino acids. Gene Ontology annotation, biological process: positive regulation of endothelial cell proliferation; positive regulation of angiogenesis; vascular endothelial growth factor receptor signaling pathway.